AUGGUAAAGGGCGUCGCGUCUGAUAGUGGCGAGGCGUCAUCGGCCUCUUCCCUAAGCUCAGAAGAGUUGAUCCGGUGUGUUGCUAAGUACGUCGAGACGUGUGAUGGUAGUCUGGAAUCUGGUGCUUCUUUUGAUGACCGUUGCAAAUUUCGCGUAUCCCUUGAUCAGGUUUGCUGUAUUCAUUCUCGUUCUUUAUCCCUUGAUCAAGCAAUCCCGACACCGAGAGCCGCUCUGAAGCAUGUGAGAAAACACAACACGCUCUUUCGUUGGGCCAGAUCGUACCAUGGUAAUGUACGAGAAUCCGUAGCCAAUGAAAUUGCCAACGUGUGUUGUACCAAGAACCGAGUAAAAAUGACGUUAAAAACCCUGACAUGCGCGUCCGCUACUGAGCGUUACAGCAAUGCCUCCGCGGCCAUUUUCUAUCAGACCUCACUUGCUUCCCGCAUGUUUCGUUCGUUCAAGUUGUUGACGCAACGUAAAAAGGAAUGCAAUCGCUUAAUACCCCGCAUGGCAGAGUUGAUAGAGACAUCCCUCGUCGCUCAGUGCAUAAACCCGUGGCGACACUACACCAAGCAAAAGAAGUAUGCGGAUGCUUGUAGCAAGGAAAUCGCAUGUUUGCGUGACGAGAAUAUCAAAGGGGCAGCGAUCGUCUCUUGGCAGGCUGCUCAUAGGUACCGAUUGGGCUCGGUGCAGAUGGAGGCAUCAUGCCGGAGUUUUGUCUUGCGAUUAGCAUGGGAACGCAUCAAGUCAUUGCAUAGAGACUCAGUACAGAAAGAAGCUCUUGUACAACAUGCCGUCCUGCGUGAUGCGGUGUCGACAGCAUUCGAUUGCUGGCACUCUGCGGCCAAAGAGAAACAAGCCGCCCAAUACCGCUCUUUUGUACUUAAAUACAGAUCCUUCAGUGCCUUGAGGCAAAACACUGAACGCAGCAAUGAGCCACCAAUACCCUCGCCAACAUCGGAUCCCUCCGAGAACGAUAUUCCAGUCCAUAGUACUAUCAAGAAUACAAUAAAGUCCGCUCUGCAACACAAGCGUGAUAUCAUAACGGCUGCAGGGCUUUUGACAAAGGCUAUGCAUAAAGAAUUGAAACGCGCAUCACUGAGGGCGUUAUGCGAAAACUCUAAUCGCGUUGCAAAAGAGACAAUUAAAACGCAGCUCGUCGCCUAUAUUCGCAAAAAACACAUCGCAAAACGUACCCUUGUGAGUUGGAAGAUGUACAGUGAGAUGAGAAAGAAGAAGUCUAGCAUGAAACAUCUCGCGGACCUCAAUUACAGAGGAUAUCUUGUAUCGCACUUUUUCGACUAUCUACGGAGUAUCUAUCUAGAAAACAUCGAGGAAUUCCAUAAAUCGCUAAGUCUAUUCAAAACUCAGCAGAGGAAGCACCAUCACCGUGCAUGGUUUCGGGCCUUUCUAGUCGCAGUGGAGCGUUCUCGGUCUCUGAAAACCGCUAGAAGUCUCAUAGAAGCCUCUCAAAAGGCUCAAACACUACAUUGGGCGUGGAGGAGUCUUGAAGAACGUUGCGACAAUAAUAUGAUGCGGAAGCUUCAGUGCAUUGCUAGAAUUGGAUCUAUCAAACUCGAUGAAUCUCUAGGAGAUCCGCAUAUGUGGUUAAGGACUUUGCGGGAGGUGAAACUUCGUAAAUCACACGACGUGAAAGGUCUUUGUCAUAGUCUCAGGGAACAACAUCUAGGGCCAAACAUUGUGUCAGUUCUCACCCAGCCGCUGCGUAGCGAGUGCGUAGUGUUCCUGCAUUAUCUGUCUGGUCUAAAAACGCGGGCUUUCGAGAUGAUCGAAAGAUUGGAUAUGUCCGCGGAUGAUGCUGUAGUCCGUGUAUGCAGUACGCUCACGCCCACUGAACUGGGUGAAUUGCAUUCCACGUAUGCAUAUCAACUGUAUGUUAUGAGGUUAGAAGGAUUUCCGCAAUUGAAUUCUUUACCCGAGUCGUGUAACACCGAGCACUCGAAGCAGUCGACAAAGGCAUUAUCGCCACACUUUGGAAGCAAUUUGAAGUUAUGUGGCGUACUGGAACCUGAUUAUGGUGUAGUAAAUGGCUUAAGUGAAUCGGUAUGUGGAAAGGUGCCUAUAGAUUUACAACGAGACGCAACCAGUAGCCCGCACAGCAAUUACGGAGGCUCUAUGCGUGACAUACCAGAGUGGUCAGUGGAUUUGCUACAGCAUUUGACAGCAAACAAGCUGUUAGGAAUCUGUGACAUGCGAUCGCAAAGGUGCACCACUUUUGAUGUAUUGAAUUCCAGGCUGCCCGUCUGGCGUUUGUUGCUCACUGUGUUCGCUCAAGCUCGUUGCGCUUCCACCUUCCAGGCGUGGAAAAGGAUUAGUGCAGAGAGGAGCUCUCGCCGCGCUAAACUGUCAGAAGUACGCAAUAGUGUUGAGGGGAUCUUUAAAAUGUCCACCCGUUGUGAAUGCUUCACACGUUGGCUGGAAGUGACACGAAAGUGCCACGAACAGAGGGUAGCUGAGUUAAACGAACGCUGCACCACAUUCACAUCUAUAUUUAGUUGUCUGGUGUAUAAAUCGGUCAGCAUAGUCUUUAUACGACUUCACCUUGCGCGUCUCAUGGCCAUUUACACCGGAGCGGAGCGAAUGCGCCAUAUGAAGUUUCUCUCAAAAGCCGUUGUGUUCUCGUGUCGUGAUGGCGAUGCAUGCGCAGAAAUAUCGGUAUUUCGUUCGUAUACAGUCCUAGGCAGGCUCUUCUGCUAUUGGAAAAUGCUCACGCAGUGGCGUGCCGAGGUAACCUCCCAAACGGACGCAUUUUACCGGGAUCUAUUUAUGAGGAAGGGCUGGAGAACAAUUCAAUCUGUGUUCAUUGAACGUUGCAAUAGUCGCACAGAGUUGGAAUCUUCAUUAAAAGAGGAGAUCACAGUGCGGCGCUUGGGUAAUGCGUUUGAUUUAUGGUGUAAGACUACUCGCUGCAAGAAGGCAUUAAGUUCGUUUUCACCUUCCGAAGAUGUUGUGUUGCAAAGGUGCUUCAAUGGCUGGAAGGCACAUGUGCGUAAUAACAUCAGGCUGGAUAACAUCUCCGAGAUUAUCCGAAAAAGGGUUGAAACAUCGCUCUUAGGUAUCGCAUUGGAAGGCAUGCUAGAGCACUACUUUAGGCGCUGUUCACUUGCCUCCAUGCGUUCACGUGUAAUUGCUGCUUCCUCCAAGCGAGCGUUAUGUGCCGCAUUCACAACUUGGAAGGACGCCACGCAGAGGAGCGCAAGGCUUUCUGCACUGCACUACGAAAUCAAGAGGCGCAGAGAUAACAUAGAACAGGAGUACGUCUUCAGUAUUAUGUACCGAUUCAGCCUUGUGAAACGCAAUGAUUCUAACCGUUUGAAGCGUCAAUACUUCGAAUACGUAGUUAUAUCUGCGGCCACCCGUAAGAUGUCUCGGACGAUAGAACAGCACUGGACGACCACCCAGAAUGCUAUUUGUCGCAGGUUCUUUGAACUACAACGCAUUAUGAAAAAGUCAGAACAGGCUUUAAGUAAGAUCUCUGCGGACAAAAGUCGGCUUUAUGUGGCUCUGAUGGCACUGUCGUCGCUGAAGGAAACACGCAUUGUUGCCGGACUCAAGGCGCUGCAGCAGAAUGUUCACUAUAACAUCGCAAUGAAGACCAUUCAGCAAAUGCGCGAUCGCGCUGUGUCUCAACGUAUAUUCACGUGUUGGAGAAAAUGUGUUUCGUUCAACUUGCGUUCUAUCGCUUCUUCUAAGGUUGGCCAUCGUCAGUUGGUAGAGCCUAAAAUCUUGGGAAAGUAUAGUGAGGGCGGCGCCAUCGAAUUAAAUGCCAGUGGUGGGGAUACAUUGACUGCCGAUGCUAUGGGGAGAUAUUGCCUUGUUUUGGCGUGUUUCAAACACUGGCGAAAUACAACACUUAUGCUGCCUGGCCGCAACGCUGUUGCGAUUGUUGAGGAAUUCACAGCCCACAACCGCAUGGUAGACGGUAUAUACUUGUUGAAACUACACGCGCUCACUUCCCUUUGGUAUCGCACGUGCAAAGCACGACUGGAAGUGUUAGUAGGUUCUAUGGAGGACAGAAUGAAGUGGUCAAUGUUCCACCAGUGGCGGAUGGCUGCCAAGAAAAGGAUGACUGUCAACAGUCAGGAGUUCCCAUUUAUUGGGUGA
Babesia bigemina is the source of this 4125-nucleotide messenger RNA. RefSeq lists its product as hypothetical. The transcript has 7 exons. The record is from RefSeq and is a predicted model, not a curated record. The coding region runs from base 1 to 4125 and encodes 1374 amino acids. Lineage: Eukaryota; Apicomplexa; Aconoidasida; Piroplasmida; Babesiidae.